Molecule: messenger RNA, 2214 nt
Organism: Fukomys damarensis (Damara mole-rat)
Lineage: Eukaryota; Metazoa; Chordata; Mammalia; Rodentia; Bathyergidae
Gene: Cdin1
Product: CDAN1 interacting nuclease 1
Exons: 12
Coding region: 257-1171 (304 amino acids)
Biological process (GO): erythrocyte differentiation
Cellular component (GO): nucleus; cytoplasm
Source: RefSeq, a predicted model, not a curated record
AGAAAACACUGGUAGGGCGAUCCGGGCUACAGCCCGCCCCUGCUUCGGAGGUGCCUGGUGAAGGUUGGGACCCAGAGUGUCUCCGCCCCGCCUGUGCAGCUAGGAUUGUGCUUCUGGGAGGGUAAGGACAGGCCAAGGAAGACAGGGACCCCUAGUCGUGCCUCUCUUUGCCUUCCCCCUCGUCUCCCGGCCCGAGGGCUGCCCCAGCCCAGGGUGUUUUUUCCUUGUCCCUGUCACCACCCGUCCCUGGCCCAACAUGAUACUGACCAAAGCCCAGUACGACGAGAUAGCCCAGUGCCUAGUGUCUGUUCCGCCCACCAGGCAGAGCCUGAGGAAGCUGAAGCAGAGGUUCCCCAGUCAAUCGCAGGCCACUCUGCUGAGUAUCUUCUCCCAGGAGUACCAGAAACAUAUUAAAAGAACACAUGGCAAACAUCAUACUUCGGAGGCAAUCGAAAGUUAUUACCAGAGGUACCUGAAUGGAGUGGUGAAAAAUGGAUCUGCCCCAGUGCUCCUGGAGCUGGCCAAUGAGGUGGAAUAUGCACCCUCAUUAAUGGCUCGGAUCAUACUGGAGAGGUUUCUACAAGAGCAUGAUGAAACUUUACCCUCCAAGUCUGUUAUAAAUAGUAUGCUACGGGACCCUUCUCAGAUUCCAGAUGGAGUUCUAGCGAAUCAGGUCUAUCAGUGCAUUGUGAACGACUGCUGUUAUGGACCACUGGUGGACUGCAUCAAACAUGCCAUUGGUCAUGAGCAUGAGGUCUUGCUGAGAGACUUGCUUCUGGAGAAGAACCUGUCCUUCCUAGAUGAAGAUCAGCUCCGUGCAAAGGGUUAUGACAAAACACCAGAUUUUAUUUUACAAGUACCAGUUGCUGUAGAAGGGCACAUAAUUCACUGGAUUGAAAGCAAAGCCUCAUUUGGUGAUGAAUGUAGCCACCACUCCUACCUGCAUGACCAGUUCUGGAGCUACUGGAAUAGCUCUUCACUCAGCGAGACCGCUGGGCUUCACCUGGCCUUUAUGCACCAGAGCCUGGAAAUUCUCUCCAGAUUUGGCCCAGGCUUAGUCAUCUAUUGGUACGGAUUUAUCCAGGAGCUGGACUGCAACCGGGAGAGGGGCAUCCUGCUCAAAGCCUGUUUUCCCACAGACAUUGUCACUUUACGCCAUGGCACUGCCUGACCCCAAAGAUCCUGGAAGAGAAGCUGGGAGGAAGAGAUGAAUCCGGAAGCGAUUUUACUUUCCUGCAGAGUAAACUCCAGGCAACAUCUGCCCUGAACUUCAGCUGAACUCUUGUUGCGUGGCCACACCGUUACCUCUCUAGACAAACAUAUCAGGAGUUUCUGUUUUCCUUCAUCCUGUGCUGAUGCGAACAGCCAAGAACUCCAGACACAACCCACUCAUUAUGAACAUUUCUGUCUCUGUCAAACAGUUAGUUUAUGGAUAGUCAUAAUCUUUCUUCCUUCCGGAUGGUUUCUCCUUGUAUAGUGGACAAAAGAAAACAUGUGGAGACUGCAAGGUGUGAUUUUUCAGUUCUCCUCCCAGCUGCUGAAUCAUCUUCUCUCUCUUUUUUCCCAAGCCUCCAUUCAUCCUUUCCCCUGCCCUUUCUUUUCGUAUGUGCUUCCAGAACCCCAGUAGCAUUGUCAUCGUGGAAUAGCCUAGAACAAACCUAGAGGAGCUGAAGAUGUGAAGCUGGAACAGAUUUCUGCUUUCACCUGCCAGGUUGAGCACACCUGAAGUGCAGCCCGUGCUGCUCCCUAGCCCUAUGCAGUCUUUACAGUUUCCUGGCUUUUGUGGCCCCAGGCCAAACUGCAAAAAUAUACUAGAUGAGAAUUUCCUCUUUUGAUAAGACUUAUUUGGACACCAAACAUUUUACAUUUGUCUCAUUUAAAAGUAUUAGAUAUUUCUGGAAACUGCACUCUGGCUCGGGGGCUAAGGGAAAGGAUCAGAACUAAUGGCCCAUGCUCUGUAGAGUUUAUCUUUAAACAUAACUAGUUGUCAGUAUUAUGCUAGCCAGUACCUUUAUGAGUAAAAGAGCACAUUCUGUAGUACACUGCUUUGUAUCUGCAUUUUACAGUGCAUAAUUACAUAACAUUCAAAUAAUUUGGACAUUAGCAAUGUUUGGCUUUGAAUGAAUUAAAUGCACCAGAAAUAAAUCUAGGGAAAUUCUUUUUUUUUUUUUUUCUUUUUUGGUACCAGGGAUCGAACUCAGGACCUUAUGCUUG